GCCAGAGCCAUGACAUCAGAAAGAGCGAUGUGAAGGUCUGGGGUGUGAAUGUUUCGCGUUCUGUGAGCGUUCCCUUCGUAACUGCAGGAGACAAGGAAACAUUUCCUGCCCCUUUGAGAACCACAAACAGACUAAAUAAAAAGUAAUAGUGUGGAGCUGGAGGAGCACAACAGGCCUGGCAGCAUCAGAGAAGCAGGAAAGCUGACGUUUCGGCUAAUACUGCUAAAGAAGCAGAUUAUUUGGUCUGUCAUCGCUUUGAUAUUUCUGGAAAGUUAUUUCAAACCAGAGAAAAAAAAGUUUGCCAAUGGAGGAAGUGCAACCACCAGCUGUAGCCACAUUAGCUUUCACCAGCUUAAACUGUUCCUGAAGGAAGGAGAUGGUUCCGUUCUGGUGACAGGACUUCUUUAACAGGGGACUUGUUUUGUGAGAACAAUGUGUAGGCUGUUUCUCAUUGAACCUGUUAUUGCCCUAUACACUCUGCCUAACAUGGCAGAUGAACUCUUAAUGCAGCAGUAUAUUUAUCGCAGGAUAUGGACAAGGGAAACUAACAGCAGCUAUGUUGGGAAUGAAACUAUUUCUUACUGCUACCAGAACCACAGUGACCCUGUGUACAUCCAACAAGAGGUUGUCCAGGGAUUAUCAUCUCACUUCUUUCUGUACAUGACUUUGAUUCAGUUCCUACCCAACCUCAUCGUUAGCUUCAUAUUGGGCUCAUACAGUGAUCAAUAUGGACGCAGAAUAACUCUUCUCCUCCCCUCUAUCGGGGCUCUGAUUACCAGCUUGUCUUUUUUAGCCAUGACCUAUUUUUCUUGGCCUAUUUAUUUUCUUUUUAUACCCACUGCACUAAGUGCAUGUUUUGGUGGCUUCACAACUAUGUUUGGAGGAGCUUUUGCCUAUGUGGCAGAUGUGAGCUCGAGUGAGCACAAAAACAUGCGCAUGGCAUUGCUGGACAUGAUUGUUGGCCUAAUGGGUGGCAUAGGGAUGCUAACAUCUGGACACUUAUUAAACGCUUUAAGCUUUAAUUGGUUAUUCUUGAUUGCCUCAUUGAUUAAUUUUGCCAAUAUCAUGUAUAUUAUCUUUUUCCUUGAAGAGAGCGUCCAAGUGUCAAGAAAUGGGCAAAACAAAGGAUCAGGCUGCGGAAAAUUCCAAGAAAUAUUCACUGGAAUUAAAAAUCUAUAUAUUAGUUCUAAUUUUAGCAGUCGUGUUCAACUUGGCCUCAUGCUUCUUGCUUUUUCAACCUAUGCACUUGCUUCAUUUGGUUCUGGUGGGCUUUUUACGCUUUAUGAAUUGAAUGCGCCUCUUUGUUGGAAUGCGGUGCUUAUUGGAUAUGGCUCUGCAACUGGACUAAUUUCAUUUCUUACAAGUUUUCUGGGAGUGACUGUAUUUUCCCGUUUUCUUCAAGACCAUUUUAUAGUUCUUAUUGGGAUAUUAUCCCUUGCUGGAGGAAUGAUCAUGACUAUCUUUGCCAAGACUACACUGUUCAUGUUUCUGGUGAGACUGGUUUUUCUGUUUGCCAUCAUGCCACUUCCUGUCCUACGAUCAAUGAUGUCGAAGUUAGUCUCACCUCAGGAUCAAGGUGUUCUCUUUGCCUGUGUUGCCUGUCUUGAAAAUUUAAGUGCUACUGUUUCCUCCAUAGUUUUCAAUACUGUUUAUGCUGCCACCGUACAAAGCUUUACAGGCUUCAGUUUUUUGCUGGGAGCAUGUUUAUGCCUGAUUCCAUUUUGUAUUUUGUGUUUCUUAUUCUGGUGGAAGCCUCAAGAGGAAAGUUACACUGGACUGCUGACCAAUGAAAGCAUCAGUUAGUUCUCAUGCAAGCUUUCAUUUACUUUAGAUUGCAGUGAAGUUACAUUUUCAAAGCCUCUCCGUGUGCCGAUCUAUUUGCUUGAUCCUGUUAUACAAAAAUGGGAAGAGUACGCAGCUCUGCAGUAGUUCAAAACUGAGAUUUGGAGCAAUACCAUUAGUGUCAGAAAGUAUCUAAUAUGUAUUCAUUGCAAUCCAAUCUGAUUCAUUUAGCACUAUCCCUUUUAGAAAGUAUAUGAAAUUAAGGUUUCAGAGUAGAUUUGUACAUGAAAUUGCUGAGACAUCAUAAUUAAAGUGUGACCAAAAGCAAAAUGUUACAAAUGUUGGAAAUCUCAAACCAAAACUGCAAUAAGGAGAGAGGAUAUUUUGGAAGGGUCCUCAAACAAGUCUUUUUGGGUAGAUCUUCGGAAUGUUAAGAAGGCAGCUACUUUAAGAAUGUUCGAGAAGACUGUUACUUUUAAGAAUGUUAAGAAGGCAGUGUAUUAUAGGCCUCCAGUGGGAAAUAGGAGCAAAUAUGUAGACAGUUUACAGAGAUGUGUAAGAGUAGUAGUCAGGUAAUUAUGUGAGAUGAUUUCAACUUUCCCAACGUAAUUUGGGAUCAUCAUAGUGUUAAUGAUUUAGAGUGGGUGAAAUUCUUGAAGUGUUCCCAGAGGACCUUUUGUAUCAAUACAUCGAAGGCCAACAAGGGAUGGUGCAAUUCUGGAUCUGGUUCCAGGAUAAGAAGCCAGACAAGUGUUAAAUGUGGCACUGGGGGAGGAUUUAGGUGAUAGCAACCACAACACGGUACAGUUCUUAGUUGUUCUGCACAAGGAAAAAGAUGACCUGCAAAAGACAGCUUUUGAUUGAGGGAGAUAAUGCGAACUGCAGAUGCUGGAGAAUCCAAGAUGAAGGGUCUAGGCCCGAAAUGUCAGCUUUUGUGCUCCUGAGAUGCUGCGUGGCCUGCUGUGUUCAUCCAGCUCCACACUUUGUUAUUUUAGAUUGAGGGAGGGCAGGUUUUAUUUUUUUUAAAAAGCGGGAUCUGACCACAGUUGACUGGAAACAGCUUCUUGUGAGUAAGUCGACAGUUUAGCAAUGGGAGGCAGCCAAAAUGGAGCUGGGGGAGAGAAGAGGUCCCACAUGUACUCUUUAGAGGGAAAUGUAGGAGCAAUAAGUUCAGAGAACCCUGGAGAUGUAGAACAGUUCACGACUGGAUAAAGAAGAAGAGCAGGGCUUUUAGCAAACUCAAAGAGAGCAAUUCAGCUGCAGCCCUCGAACAAUACAGCAAGUGCAGGAGGGAACUUAACAGCAGUUCGAAAAGCAAAAAGGGGGCAUGAGAAAGGACUUGCAAACCGGACAAGAGAGAAUCCUAAGAUAUUUUAUAAAUACAUUUAAAGGGAAGAAGUUAACCGGGGAAAGAGCAGGGCCCAUUAGGAACCAAGGGGGCAACCUGUGUGUGAAACCACAGGAUAUCGGAAGGGUGUUGAAUGAAUACUUCUCUUUGGUCUUCAUUCUCGAAAAGGAGAACAUAGGUAUGGAAUUCAGGAAAAGGAACAGUGAAGAAAUUGCCCAGCUUGACAUUGGAAAUGGGGAGGUAUUGGAGGUUCUGCUGCACUUAAAAACAGACAGAUCCCCAGGCUUGGAUGAUUUGCAUUCAAGGCGGCUGUGGGAGGCAGGGCAGGACAUUGCAGAUGGCUCUUACGCACAUUUUUAAUUCCUCUGGCCCCAGGAGAAGUGCCAGGAGACUGGAGAAUGGCUAUUGUGGCUCCACGUUUUAAGAGAGGUGAUAGAGAUGAACCAGGAAAUUAUAGACUGGUGAGUCUCAGAUCAGUGGUAGGCCAACUAUUAGCAAAUUUCUGAAGGAGCAAAUUGGACUGGCAUGGUUUAAUUAGGGAUAGUCAGCAUCGCUUUGUCCGAAAGAGGUCAUGCCUAACAAGUUCGUUAAAAAUUUUUGAAAAUGUGAUCAAGUGUGUGGAUAAGAGAAACUCAGUUAAUGUAGUUUGUAUGGAUUUUAUCAAAGCUUUUGACAAGUCCCUUAAGGGACUGAGUAGGUUAAAGCACGUGGAACUGACAAAAACGUGAUGAAAUAAAUCAGAAACUGGCUUAGUAACAGGACGCAAAGGGGACUGGUAGAAGGCUGUUUCAGUGAGACUGAGACAGUAGUCCAUUGGCCUACUACAAGGAUUGGUCCUGAACCCUUGCUGUUUGUUAUAUACAUAAAUGAUAUAGAUGAAAAUGUUGGGGGAAUGUUAAGCAAAUUUACAGACAGCAUCAAGAUUGGUAGAGUGGCUAAAAGCAAGAAGAUGGGUGUAGGUUACAGGACAAUAUAGAUGCGUUAGUCAAAUGGGCAGACAGUAUUUUUAAAAAUUCAUUCAUGGGAUGAGGGCGUCACUGCCUAGGCAGCAUUUAUUGCCUAUCGCUAAUUACCCAGAGGACAGUUAAGAGUCAACCAUAUUGCUGUGGUUCUGGUAUCACAUGUAGACCAGACCAGGUAAGGAUGGCAGUUUCCUUCCCGAAAGGACAUUAAUGAACCAAAUGGGUUUUACCAACAAUUGACUUAAUUCCAAUUUUUUCAAUAGCAUUCAAAUUCUACUAUCUACCACGACGGGAUUCAAAUGCGGGUCCCUGGAAUGUUACCUUGGUCUCAGGAUUAACAGUACAGCAGGCAUACCACUUGGCUAUCGUCUCCGUGAUAAGUGUCAGGUGAUGCCCUUUGGAAGAAGAAACAAGAGUAGUUAAUGAAUGGCAGGACGCUGGGUAGCUUAGAAACAGAGGGAUCUUGGGGUAAUGAUUCACAGAUCUCUGAAGUCAGCAGAACCCAUGAAUAGGAUAGUCAAGGCAUAUGGGAAAUUUGCUUACUUAGUGUAUGCAGUUCUGGGUCACCUCACUCCAAGAAGGAUCUGAUAGCAUUGGAGUGGAUACAGAGGAAGUUCACCAGGGUGUUGCCUAGAAUGAAGAACCUGAGCUUUAAGGAGAGACUAGACAGGUUUGGCUUGUUCUCUUUAGAACAAAGAAGUCUACGGGGGGGUGGGUGUUGGGGGUCGCCAUGAUAGAGGUAGAUAAGAUCUUGAGAGGUAUAGACUGGGUGAAUAGAAAGCAGCUGUUCCCCUUGGUUGAGGGGGUCAAUCAUAAGAAGGUCAGAGGCAGAGAUUCAGAGGGGAUUUGGAAAAAAUAUUCACUCAGCUGGUGGUGUCAAUCUGGAAUGGUGGGAGGUUGGAAAUUUUACAACCUUUAAGAAAUGUUUGGAUGAGUACUUCAAAUAUCAUAAUAUUCAAGGAUAUGGGUAGGCACCUGAAAUUGGGAUUAGCACACUUUUACUGGUAGUUAUUUUUGUACAAACCCAGUGGAACAUAGGACCUUUUCUGCAUUGUAUGAAUCUAUGAAAAACUAGCCAGCUAUUUUCAUGGUCUUUCAUAUGGAUGUGAAGAAAUUUUCUAUGUUACAUUUUUGUUAGAAAAUGUGUUUCAGUUAAUUGUCAGAAGAAAUUGGCUGUGAGGGAGAGAUGUUCGAACACUUCAUUCAGUGUCCUGACUGAUGGGAUAAAAAUCUGUCUUUUUAAUGGGUUUGAAAUAAAAUUAAUUUCUGCAGCUUUAACCCAGUCCCAGAGUAUGAAACAACAUCUGUAUUAAUUGAAAGUAAUGAGCAGAAAUUGUCUAUUUUUUGAGAUUGCAUGGAGUCUUAAAUAAACAGGCAACUAACAAAUUAACUAAGUGUCAUCGAUGCAAAUAAGACUUAGUGAACAUUGACUUGACUCUACCAUCAAUGGGAUCAAUACCCUGAAAGAUAAUCCAACAUAAACUAGUUGCAAUGACCUUUAUUAUUUAUUCUGCUUUCUAUUUCGAUAUUACUUCCAAGUUAUUGGAAGUUAUUACUGAAAGAAUUGCAUAUUAUACCAUUGUCAAUUCACUAAUAAAUCUUUAAUUGCAAAAAUGGACUUGUAAACAACUAUAAAUACAUUACAAUUUGAAUAUUACAGAAUUUACAGUAGUAUUCAACUUGACCCAUUUAAUGUGAUUUUAGGAGAUGUAAUAUUUAAGGGGAGGCAGUAGCAGAGUGGUAAGGUCACUGGGCUAGUGAUCCAAAUCCUAGGUUAAAGUCUGGUGGAACAUGGAUAUAAAUUUGAACUCAGUAAAAACAUUUGGAAUGGAAAGGUACCUAAUGAUGACCGCUGUUGUUUGUCAUAAAAGCCUUCUGGUGAACGAAUGCCCCUUGGUCUAUGUGUACCCCCAGACCUUUGCAGUUGACUCUUAAUGUCCUCUGGGAAACUCAGGAUAGAUAAUAAGUGCUGAUCUAGCCAGUGACACCUACAUCCAAUGAACGAAUAAAAUCAAAAUUCCAAAAUGCAUUCAGGUAUACAGACUGAGCGUGAAAACAGUUUAAGCUUGAAAUUACAGGAAGUGCAAAAGAUUUUGCUCUAUGUACAAGAAUGUGCCAUAAAUUAUUUUAAAAUGUCUAAGGUCACUGGAUAGACUUCACUUGUAACGUCUUCCAAGUUCAAACGUUCACAAUUAGCCAAUUUUGAACUCAUUGCCAUACCUUAUUGUGAAUCAUGUUACUCUUUAAUUCAGCCAUCAUCAGCAUGCAUCCUUGACACAAAUAUUUAUGAAAAGCCAAGAAUAUAAAUGUGUUUCCUUGUCCAUCAUUUUCGUAAAGGAACAAAUUCCCAUAUCAGGCAUCAAAUACUGAUGUGAAUGACUGUGUCCAGCUAUGUACAGUAACACUGUUGCUCAAUUCAUUCUCCUUCAAACAUUUAUUCAGUUUUGAUUUCAAAUCCACUAUUGAAAAUGCUUUCACCAAACCACUACUAGUGUAAUCCAAAUCCUAACCAUUUAUUGUGUCAACAUGAUUGUCCUCAUGUUAAAUUGUGUUACUGUUUUGCUCUUGUUUUGGUUUACAAAAUAAAGCAAUGUUUCCUGUCUUCCAGUCCUGUGUUCUUCAGAUGUAAAGCAUUUAUUCUUUUCACGUUAUUCCUCAUUCCUAAAUAUGGUAACAAUGGUAAUAGUUUGUGACAAAAGUUGGUAAAUUUUCUUCAGAACAUAAAACAUUUGUUUUCAAGUUUGCAGUGUACCAUGUCUUAGCAAGUAACUUUAACUGUGAUUUCAAAAAUACUUUUACUUUGUGACCAAGAAAUAAACAACUAAAUUUUAGAAGUCAACUGUAUGAUUAUUAAUGUUUGAUCAGUGAACUACAAAAUUAAUAUAACUUAAAUGUGACACUAAAUAUUUCUUCAGAAUAUAUAUGUGUGCUGUUUCCAUCUUGAACUCUAACUACUUAAUUAUCUCUAUAUCAGUCUGGGGGCAGCCUGUUCUGGCUUCUGUGGCUCUGGGUAUCCACUCUUCAGUUGUUAUAAACAGUUUCUUAAUCUUCCUCUUUUAAACCUUCCACAAUUUUAGACCCUACCAUCAAAUCUUCUAGACUUCUCUGCUCUAGGCAGUACAGCUCCAGCAUCUCCAGUCUAUCUAAGUAACUCUAAUCUUUCAUCCCUGGAAUCAUUCGAAACAAUCAUUACUAUAACCUCUACACAAAACUCAAUUUUUGGGCAUGACACAAUAGGGCAAACAUUAUUCCAAGUGCUGAAGAUUAAAUUAAUAUGUUUGCUCUUGAGUGUACAUGUGCUGCAGCAUAAGUACAGGUCUAUUCCUUUUAAUUUUUUUUGAUAAAUCUUUCAUCUGAGUGUUGCCCUUGAGGAUGUGGAACAUGUAAAAUUUGGCAAAUUAUUGUUUUGGGAUGAAAGAAAAUUUAUCAUUGUGCUGAGCUAAUGUACUGCUUGAGACAAUCUUGAAGUAAUAAAAUGUGAUCUUUUGUUAGUUCCACAAAACUUGCUGAAUGUUUUCAUUUCCUCAAAUUGAUCUACUCGUGUUAAACUGUAUUGCUGUUUUGCUUAUAUUUUAGGCUCACAAAAUAAAGAAAAAGUAGUUUCCAUGU
This is a messenger RNA of Stegostoma tigrinum, 7701 nucleotides long. Its product is annotated as lysosomal proton-coupled steroid conjugate and bile acid symporter SLC46A3-like. Gene Ontology annotation, biological process: vacuolar transmembrane transport. The coding region runs from base 433 to 1803 and encodes 456 amino acids. Lineage: Eukaryota; Metazoa; Chordata; Chondrichthyes; Orectolobiformes; Stegostomatidae. Gene Ontology annotation, molecular function: transmembrane transporter activity. Gene Ontology annotation, cellular component: lysosomal membrane. The transcript has 8 exons. The record is from RefSeq and is a predicted model, not a curated record.